AUGGGGAACUGUCAAAAUUGUUUGAAUCAUGAAGCAGAGUAGAUAGAGAUAGUAGUAAAUAAUCCAACAGUUGAAGAUAUGCCAAUAAUGCAGGAAUAAUAACCAUUAUUGGUGUUAGAUGUAAAAACCUGGUAAAAGGAGACAUAUAGUCUUUAUGAUUACGAAAACAAUGCAUUCAUAAAUUGUCAAUAAAUAUCAAUUAAUGGAAAUAGCUAUUUAACAUGUAAAGCUAACAAAGUUGUAUUUAAUGAAGGAUCUUAUUCAACAAAUAAGUAUAAAUUAGAAUCAUAAUUAUUAUUUUAGUGAGAAUAAUGACUAAGCGCUUCUUUUAAAUUUAGAAUUUGACAACGAUAGAUUUUAAUUACUUAAUUUACGUUUUAAUAGACGUAUGUAAACUAAAGAAUUAAUGGAUGAAUAUUAAAAAGAAGUAAAAUAUUAUACAUAUUAUUAUUCUACAGGAUGGAGAUAAUAAACUCUUAUCUGAAAAUUAGACUAUACAUGCUGAUUUUUAAAUGAGUUUUAAUUUUUAGAAGUUGCGUACUAACACUAAUAGAUAAUUCGUUUGUGAAAUGCCAAAAUCUUCUAAAAUUUGGUUAGUUACUAGAUCUAUCUAAAAUAAUAGUUCUUAUGAAGGAAUUAUUCUAAAAGUAGGAGAUGUAAUCAAAUUAGGAAGAGUUAAACUUAUUAUUUAAGCUAUUUAAUUACAUUCCUAAAUUGAUUAAGAUAAUCUCGAUGAUCUAUCUAUGUGUUCAGUAGAAGAUAAAAAUGAGGAUACUAAAUAAUGUAGAGUAUGUCUCUCAACUGGAGAAACAUAUACUAAUCCACUUAUUGAUCCAUGUAAAUGUUGUGGAGGUACUAAAUAUAUACAUAUCAAAUGUUUAUUAAAAUGGUAUUUAUUUAUUUUAGUUAUUCUUUAGGAUUUAAUAAAGUUCUCAUUUUAAUAGCAAUGCUUAUUGUACUAGACUCAUUUGGAAAUCAUUAGAAUGUGAAAUUUGUAAAUAUUAAUUUCCUCCUGUUUUUGAAAGAGAUGGCAGAACUUUUAAUCUUAUUGAACUUAGUAAGCCUAAAGAACCAUUUGUUAUGAUGGAAUUUCUAUAAAAAAAAUAACAUGAUAAUCCAUCUCAUAAUAAUGACAGAAAUGGAGUUUUUAUUAUUAAUUUUGCUACCAAAAAAGAAUUGAGAAUUGGUAGAAAUCAUGAAGUUGAAAUUAGUAUUGCUGAUAUAAGUGUGAGUAGAGAACAUGCUCUACUUAAAUUAAUUGGAGAUAAAAUUGUUUUAUCUGAUAAAAAAUCUAAAUUUGGAACUCUUGUUUUAUUACAGAAUAAUAUUACUCUCUCCCCAUAAUUAUCAGGUUUAGAGAUAUAAAUUAAAAGAACACUUAUUAAAAUUAAUAAUAACUAAAGUACUUAACUCAUCUAAAAAUCAGUUGACUUUGAAUAACUUUUAGGAAGAAUCGAUUGA
Paramecium sonneborni is the source of this 1461-nucleotide messenger RNA. The record is from the annotation of a GenBank genome assembly. Lineage: Eukaryota; Ciliophora; Oligohymenophorea; Peniculida; Parameciidae.